Paramuricea clavata is the source of this 528-nucleotide messenger RNA. The record is from the annotation of a GenBank genome assembly. Lineage: Eukaryota; Metazoa; Cnidaria; Anthozoa; Malacalcyonacea; Plexauridae.
AUGCCGCACGAGAGCCUACGGAAAUGGGGUGAUUUCAGAAAGCAAAUUUCACAGCUCAUGUCAUCUGGUACUACAUGUAGCUAUAUUCAAUUACUGAAUACAUUCCUGUACACCCAUUGUGGCUACAGAGUGAAAGAAAAGUGUCAACGUGUAGAGAAACGUUUAGAGAAAGCGUGUAGCAAGAUGAGGCAGAAAUUUGUUGGAAAAAGUGGGGCAGCAUACAGAAAGCUCUGCCAGAAAGACCUAAAUCUAGCCCUGAGGUUAAAUGAGUUGGUGACAGUUGGUGAGGUAGACUCUGCCUUGGCCACAGAAAAACUCAAGUGUGCGAAGAUUGAAAUGGUAAACAAGGAGCUCGACAAGUCUUUAUCGGAUGCAAAAGUGGCUGAUCAAGCUAAAACUGAGGAACUUUGCAAUGCCCGGAAGGAAGUUGAGGAAUUAACUCUUGAGAACAAAAGCCUUAAGGACCAUGUUGAGAAACUUGGCCAGCAUCUCAAUUUCAAUAAUGGAGGAAAGAAGAUCACAGAAUAA